This is a messenger RNA of Limanda limanda (common dab), 502 nucleotides long. It is a transcript of the gene rpl27, whose product is annotated as ribosomal protein L27. The transcript has 5 exons. The record is from RefSeq and is a predicted model, not a curated record. Gene Ontology annotation, molecular function: structural constituent of ribosome. NCBI's taxonomy places the organism in Eukaryota, Metazoa, Chordata, Actinopteri, Pleuronectiformes, Pleuronectidae. Gene Ontology annotation, biological process: translation. Gene Ontology annotation, cellular component: ribosome; cytosolic large ribosomal subunit. The coding region runs from base 54 to 464 and encodes 136 amino acids.
AAAACCUGACGCACUUCCUUUCCUGGUAGCGGCGGCGGUAGAACAGCAUCAGAAUGGGCAAGUUUAUGAAGCCUGGGAAGGUGGUGAUGGUCCUAGCUGGACGCUACGCCGGACGCAAAGCUGUCAUCGUCAAGAACAUUGACGAUGGCACCACCGACCGUCCUUACAGCCACGCUCUGGUCGCCGGCAUCGACCGUUAUCCCCGUAAGGUUACAACCACCAUGGGCAAGAAGAAGAUCGCCAAGAGGUCAAAGAUCAAGGCCUUUGUCAAGGUGUUCAACUACAACCACCUCAUGCCCACCAGAUACUCCGUGGAUAUUCCUCUGGACAAAACCGUCGUCAACAAGGAUGUCUUCAGGGAUCCUGGUCUCAAGCGCAAAGCCAGGCGGGAGGCCAAGAUCAAGUUUGAGGAGAGGUACAAGACCGGCAAGAACAAGUGGUUCUUCCAGAAGCUCAGAUUCUAAAUUCACUCAGUUUCACAAAUAAAUGUUUAAAAAUGAAA